AUGUGGCGACCGGGCGCGCGUUUCUUGCCCUCGGCGCAAGUGGGCAUUCGCUCAGGCGGGCAGGGUUCUUCGGCGGUAGUUCACGCGCAUCAUAACGUACAAAGCGACUCGGAAGACGACGACGGCUUUGCGCACGUCCACGCCAAGCACGCCUACGAGAAUUUUGACGAGGUUGCGCCGCACGAGAUUGACCCCCUCCGCGAUGUUGCGGCUUCGUUCCUCCUCGAAAUGUUCGAGGAACUCUGGCGAAUUAUGAAGCCGAACGAGUAUCGCGGCGACAACAAAAGCGACCUCCUCGCUCACAUCCACCGACACUGCCUCCCCUCGCUCCUCAAGCACAUCCCGCCUCGGAUCCACCACACCGUCGCGCCCGAAACGGUCUACAUCGCCUGGCUGUACUUUGUCUCCGAUUCGGGCCGGCUCAACUCGAUGGACCGGAUGCAGUACGUCGACUGGGCGCUGAAGGAGCGGUUGCUGCCGACGCCGGGUUGGGAGACAUUGGAGUACUCGGAGGAUGUGAAAGUCGAGACUUGGGCAGACUGCGUCCAGCUGCUCGAGUGGUACAGAUGGACGAAGCUACCGCACAUCAUUGAGCGCAACAAGGCCUUCGGUGUUCACUCGAGACAGGCCGCCGACGGACACGCUACGCAGUACCAACUUGAACGCCAGGCCGCCUACGUCCGGUUUCGCCUCGAAGACCCUCUCGACCCCAUCUCUGCGUUGCUCCUUAUCCGCACGUUUGAAUCCGCCCUCGCAACCAUCAGGCCCGGCACGACCUACAUCGGGAUCAAAGACGCCCUCGUCUCGACUUUCGCCCGCCUCGUCACAGACUUCCGGCCUCCACCUCCCCCGCACUCCUCUUCACGCCGGUCAAACGACCACGACCGCCUCGACGACCACCCCGACCACCCACACACGCACGACGGUCGCUUCCUCUCUCUGCACUUCCAGCCCUCGCGAGACGAACUUUACCGCGGCUUCAUACACGCGCGGUCUCGCCACCCGUCAAGCGUUUCAAGAUAUCGACGACGUCUCGCGUAUCAAGGUUGA
Molecule: messenger RNA, 1050 nt
Organism: Rhodotorula toruloides NP11
Lineage: Eukaryota; Fungi; Basidiomycota; Microbotryomycetes; Sporidiobolales; Sporidiobolaceae
Exons: 6
Coding region: 1-1050 (349 amino acids)
Source: RefSeq, a predicted model, not a curated record